AAAAAAAAAGCCGCGAGGAGCGCGUGGGAAGAAGCCACGUUUCAUUUUGAAGGCAAUUUCACAGUAUCCGUCGCCUCUCUUCACCUGGACCGUCACGAACCGCUGUUGCACCGCCACCUCACACUCGGACGGCGCCGCUGUCACUUUUCUUCAAUUACCGCGCGGGACUCAGGUGUUUGCCGCACGCGUGGCUGGCAGCUCGCGCCCCGGUCCAUAGUGCUGAAAGAAACCGGAGCGGCACGAGCGCCCGCGCUGCACAGGAGAAAGCAAAACGUGUGCGGGGUAAAAGAGAAGAAACACACAAAAAAGCGAGUCUGUGUCGGCGCCGAGCCACGUUGUAACGAAGAAGGGAAUACCAACGGGAAGUUGUUCCCGUUUACGCUACAGGUUGCGCGAGCCUCCAAGCCGCUUCCACUCCCGGUGUGGGUGGUUUGUUGUCAUUUUGGACUAACGGCCGUUUCCCAACCAGAGACAGAAGCUGUCGCAUUGCAACAGGCGAAGCAGCAGCAGCGAAUUUGUGGAGGAGGAACCGACUUCGUCCGCCUGCAUGGUUAGCUGAAAACACGGAACGGAGCAAAAACAAUUCGAGAAUAAAAAAAAUAAAGCUGUUCGAGACCAGAGAUGUCGAGACGGAAACAAGCCAAACCGCGCUCUGUUAAAGCGGUAGAAGAAGGGGAGUCUUCAGAGUGUGGAGGGACCUGGGAUGAAUCAACCAUCCAGACAGAUGUCCCGGCGGCUGACAGAGAAGCAGAGCCCAAAGACGGUCAUGGGGUGGGCGCUGAGGACGGAGAACAAGAGGAGCACGACGACCGAGACCAUGAUGAUGACCUAGAUGACGAGUCCAUCUUCACCUGUGACAACUGUCAACAUGACUUUGACUGUCUGGCUGAACUCACGGAACACAGAACCCACCACUGCCCAGCAGAUGGGGAUGAUGACCCUGCAGGGCUGUCCUGGGUGCCUUCCUCGCCUUCCAGCAAGGAUGUGGCAUCGCCCUCGCAGAUGCCCGACGGCUGCUGCGACCUCGGCAUGGCCACUGGCGGCGAGGAGGAAGGAGGCGCCGGCCUGCCGUACCCCUGCCAGUUCUGUGACAAGUCCUUCAGCCGGCUGAGCUACCUGAAGCGCCAUGAGCAGAUCCACAGCGACAAGCUGCCUUUCAAGUGCACCUUCUGCAGCCGUCUGUUUAAACACAAGAGGAGCAGAGACCGCCAUGUCAAACUCCACACAGGAGAUAAGAAGUAUAGUUGUCAGGAGUGUGAAGCUGCAUUCUCCCGCUCUGAUCACCUAAAGAUCCAUCUGAAGACACACAGCUCGAGCAAACCGUUUAAGUGCAGUGUGUGUAAGCGUGGCUUCUCCUCCACCUCAUCACUGCAGAGCCACAUGCAGGCUCACCGCAAGAACCGAGAGCACCUUGCACUGAGGAGUGAGAGGGAUGGAGGGAAGAAGGGAGCAGGAGGCGAUGUUGACCUGGAGCAGGACCUGUAUAUGUGCGAUUACUGCGAGGAGACGUUCAGCCAGACGGACGAGCUAGAGAAACACGUCUUGACCAGACACCCCCAGCUGUCUGACCGAGCCGACUUGCAAUGCAUCCACUGUCCUGAGAUCUUCUUAGAUGAGGCUUCUCUCCUCACACAUAUUGAAACACAGCAUGCCAACCGCAAACACAAAUGUCCUGUCUGUUCCGAGCAGUUCCCAUCUGUGGAGGAUGUCUACUGCCACUUAGAUAGCCAUCGUCAGCCGGACUCCUCCAAUCACAGCGCUGCCAGUCCCGACCCUCCACUAGGCAGUGUGGCCUCAAUGAGCUCGGCCACUCCAGACUCUAGUGCCAGCCUGGAGAGGGGCUCCACGCCGGACUCUACCCUAAAGCCCAGCCAGGGCAUCGAACGAGUCCGCAGAAGAGGCCCAGACACUGGGGAAGAGAUUGGGAUAAGCCUGGGUCAUCAAGGUGGAGGGGGAGGAGGGAGCUGGGGUAAACUGACGUACUCUUGCCCUUACUGCUCGAAGAGAGACUUCCACAGCCUGGCGGUGUUGGAGAUCCAUUUGAAGACUAUCCAUGCAGAUAAGCCGCAGCAGAGUCAUACAUGUCAUCUCUGCCUGGACACUCUGCCCACGCUCUACAACCUCAACGAACAUGUGCGCAAAGCUCACCGUGCCAGCGGAGGAACUAAAGGCACAGCAGCUUUUCCCCUGCUGCAGUUCACUAAUGUCACAGCGUUCCACUGUAACUACUGCCCAGACAUGUUCGGAGACAUCAACUCUUUGCAAGAACACAUCCGAGUGUCGCACUGCCUGCCUGGUGGGAUUGUGGCGGGAUCCACCACGCUAGAAGGGAACCAUGCCUUCUUCUGCAACCAGUGCUCCAUGGGAUUCUUGACGGAGUCUUCGUUGACAGAACACAUCCAGCAGACGCACUGCACCUCCGUCGCAGGGGGGGGAGCUGCUUCUGGAGGAGCGGUGACCAAACUGGAGUCUCCUGUACUACAGUCUGCAUCGCAGUCCUUCAUGGAGGUUUACUCGUGCCCUUACUGCACCAAUUCUCCUAUCUUCGGCUCACUCCUCAAGCUCACCAAGCACAUAAAGGAGAACCACAAGAACAUCCCUUUGGCUAACAACAAACGGCAGGCAAAGGUUGCAGACCUAAGCCCCGCCUCCUCUGACAUAGAGAUCUCCUCCCCAAAACGCCACAGACUGGGAGGGGACUCCACCCCGUCCAUGGGGAGCAACGGGGACUACCCGUGCAACCAGUGUGACCUGCGGUUCUCCAGCUUCGAGGGCUUCCAGGCCCACUUAAAGUCCCACCUGGAGAUGCUGCUGCGACGCCAGUCCUGCCCCCAGUGCAACAAGGAGGACUUUGAAUCCCAGGAGGCGUUGCUUCAACACCUGACGGUGCACUACACCACCACGUCGACCCAGUAUGUGUGUGAGAGCUGCGAUAAGCAGUUCUCCUCCGUAGAUGACCUGCAGAAACACCUGCUCGACAUGCACACAUUUGUCCUGUAUCACUGCACUCUCUGCCAGGAGGUCUUUGACUCCAAGGUCUCCAUACAGGUGCAUUUGGCGGUGAAGCACAGCAAUGAGAAGAAGCUGUUUCGCUGCACAGCCUGUGCCUGGGACUUCAGGAAGGAGUCAGAUCUUCAGAUCCAUGUGAAGCAUAACCACCUGGGCCAGAGGUCGGGCCUCGCAGCAGGAAACAUAAUUAGAAAGCAUGGCGUCUCCUACCACUUCUACGCGGACGACUCUCAAAUAUAUCUUCCCCUCAAAAGAGGACUCAAGCCCCGGAAGUGCAUCUUCUGCGGAGAGACGUUUGGAUCAGAGGUGGAGCUCCAAUGCCACAUCACCACACACAGCAAGAAGUUCACGUGUCGCUUCUGCGGCAAAGCUUUCCAAGCCAUGUCACUGCUGGAGAGACACCUUAGGGAGAAGCACUGCCUCUUUGAUGGUGGCAACAUUACCGGCAACGGAGGUGGUACGGGGAGCGGUGGCAGUCAAAACGGGACGCCCAACGGGCUGGCACAGUCCUCCAAGCGAGGAGGAGGCAGUGGUAGCAGUGGAGGUGCAGCAGGCGCCGAAAGGGCAACGGUGGCGGCCGCUGAACAGGCUGAUCUGCAGAACAUGUUGCUGAAGAGUGCCGCUGUGGGAGGAGCUGGCCAGGGAGGAGACACGGCCAACAGCCAUGAGGCCAGCGGGGGGGAGGAGGAGCUGGACAAUUCAGAGCCCAUGUAUGCCUGUGAUAUCUGCGGCGCGGCCUACACCAUGGAGUCGCUUCUACAGAACCACCGGCUGCGUGACCACAACAUCCGACCGGGAGAAGAUGACGCUGGUUCUCGAAAGAAGAAGGCAGACUUCAUCAAGGGGAACCACAAGUGCAAUGUGUGCUCCAGAACAUUCUUCUCUGAGAACGGGCUUCGUGAGCACGCUCAGACGCAUCGCGGCCCCGCCAAACACUACAUGUGUCCAAUAUGUGGCGAGCGUUUCCCCUCUCUGCUAACCCUCACUGAACACAAGGUGACCCACAGUAAGAGCCUGGACACAGGUACCUGUCGAAUCUGUAAGAUGCCCCUGCAGAGUGAGGAGGAGUUUAUAGAGCAUUGCCAGAUGCACCCCGACCUCCGCAACUCCCUCACCGGCUUCCGCUGCGUGGUCUGCAUGCAGACAGUCACCUCCACCCUGGAGUUGAAGAUCCACGGCACCUUCCACAUGCAGAAGCUCUCCACUGGUUCUGCACUUGGAGGCACUGGAGGAGGAGGUGGGAAUGGAGGAAUAGGCGGAGGGAAUGGUUCAGCCUCUUCAUCCCCUAACGGGCAGCUGCAGCAGCACAAGUUGUAUAAAUGCGCCUUCUGCCUAAAAGAGUUCAAGAACAAAGGCGAGCUGGUGAAGCUGGAUGUUAACGGUCUGCCUUAUGGCCUCUGUGCCGGCUGCAUGAGUAGGGGUACGAACGGCCAGAGCCCCAACCAGGGAGGAGCUGCCACGCCUGGGGACACGCAGGGAGAGAAGGCCAUGGUCGGGCUGAGGUGUCCGGAGUGUGGAGUGAAGUUUGAAAGCGUGGAGGACUUAGAGAGUCACGUCCAGACAGAUCACCCUGAGGUCAGCCCUGAAACCAGUGCGGCAGGAAAGAAGGCCGAGGCUUCACCUGCACCCAAGAAAAAGACCUACCAGUGUAUUAAAUGCCAAAUGACGUUUGAGACGGAAAGGGAGAUUCAGAUUCAUGUCGCUAAUCACAUGAUCGAAGAGCCCACCUGUCGGCCAGAGGAGGGCAUCAAUCACGAAUGCAAGCUGUGUAACCAGAUGUUUGAUUCACCUGCCAAGCUGCUUUGCCACCUGAUAGAGCACAGCUUCGAAGGCAUGGGAGGUACCUUCAAGUGUCCCGUCUGCUUCACAGUGUUUGUGCAGGCCAACAAGCUCCAGCAGCACAUUUUUGCUGUCCAUGGCCAGGAAGACAAGAUCUACGACUGUUCCCAGUGUCCGCAGAAGUUCUUCUUUCAGACAGAACUACAGAACCACACACUGAGUCAGCACGCGCAGUGAGACCGCGGCCCGGCAGGAUCUCUCGGCUCAGCCGGGGCCCCCGACCCGGAGCCGGCAGGGGACUCCCAUCUCCACAUCACAGCCAAUCAAAGUGUCAUUUGCUACUCACAUGUAAAACUCUAACGAUCGCGCCACUGGGCGCGGCUAUUAGGAGCAGCGGGGGAAAGGAAUAUUAAUGGGAUAUGCUAUUAAAUAAAGAAAAGGGAAAAAAGUGGGUGAGAGAAACGGUAAGAGCUAGAUGAAGGAAAGAGAGUAAGAGUAAAACAAAAAAAAAAAAAAGGUAUUGUACGUGCAGUAUUUUUUAUUGUCCCUGUCAACCCCCCGACCCCCCUCCCCCCACCGGCUUCUUCCUCCUCCCCUUCUCCUUUCCUCUCCUCCCAACCAUCACCCUCCAGGUCAGGCAUUUUAUUUUAUUUUUUAACAAAUAGAAAAAGGAAAAAAAAGACCCUUUGUUAUGGGAUUUUUUUUUUUAUAGAUUGUAGGAAAAAAACUUCACUUCCUCGCCCCCCUCCGUUGCUUAUUGUAUUUAUCUUCAUAAGUGCCAAUUUCUUUGAUUUUUUUUUUCUUUCUGCCAUAUGCUCUUCUUUUCUUUGUUUUCAUUUUCGUACCUUUCAUUUCUCGCCGUAAGUAGGUACUUGUGCUGUGUUGUGAUUGUUUGUUUGCCAGUCGUAAUAUUCCUGAGUCCCCCCCCCCGCCCCAACUCUCCUUUUUAUGAUUAUUGUUAUAUAUUUUUUUCCUUUUUGUAAUUACUAUCAAAAAAAAGACAUCAACCUAAAUAAAGUGCAGAAAACCAUACAGAUGUUUCUUUUUUUUUUUUUUUUUUGGAUUGGGUUUUCCAGUCUCUAUGGGGCCUAUAAUGGUUAUUGUAAAAAUGAAUAUCAUCGAUUUCAGUGCGUCUGGUCAAUGACUGCUUUUUAAAUGUGAAUUAACCAGAUUGCAAUAAUCUAGUACAGACAAAAAAAGAUAAAACAAAUAAAUAAAUGACAAAUAAAGA
Molecule: messenger RNA, 6019 nt
Organism: Perca fluviatilis (European perch)
Lineage: Eukaryota; Metazoa; Chordata; Actinopteri; Perciformes; Percidae
Gene: znf423
Product: zinc finger protein 423
Exons: 23
Coding region: 622-5025 (1467 amino acids)
Biological process (GO): regulation of transcription by RNA polymerase II
Cellular component (GO): nucleus
Molecular function (GO): RNA polymerase II transcription regulatory region sequence-specific DNA binding; DNA-binding transcription factor activity, RNA polymerase II-specific
Source: RefSeq, a predicted model, not a curated record